AUCAUCAGGUGCCUAAAAGGAUGUGCCAGUGUUGUCCAACAACAUCCAAUUUUUUAAGGAAUCUGUGUUGCUGUUUUGCAGCAGAAGAUAGUGAGGAAAAUGGUCGCCUUUUGACUAAAUCAAUAUACGUGACGACAUCUGAAUCACAAAAACAUUGUCUAGAUGCAUUUCGUUUCUUUAAAAACAAGUAUCUGAGUUCUUGCAACCUCAAGAUAAAAGAUCUUCGAGUAAUUGAGAAUAAGGUGAUUAUUGUUUGUCCGAAAACAUCUCGCUUCCAGGAUGAUGUCACAGACACACUGAAGGAUUUUCAAAUACGAGGUCAGCCCAACAUGAUGUUUGUUGUAAUGCACAACUGUGAGCGUGGCGUCAUGCCGGAAAACCUUAUAACAGAAAAAACAGACAGAAGAGUUACCAAUUUUACUAAUGUUUUAUAUAGCGAUUCCGAACAGUGUUACGACAGCCCAAUCAACAAUGAGGCAGCAGAUGACAUCAAACGUUUUAUAAGAAGUGGUUAAUGAAUGAUCAUGUUAUAUGUUGCUUGACCAGAACUCUAAUACAUUUUAUUUGAUACUUUGGAUUCAAUACAAAAAUCAUGCAAUUAAGUUUAAACGACACUACCUCUGAGAAGUUUAUUGAUUAUUAUUAUUUUUGUUUUGUUUUGAACAUAUUUUGUUGAUUAACUCAAAAUGAUUGGGAAACAAGUUCUAAAAUAACUUACUAGUUCCUCUCCUUAUAUAAUACAAUAUGUUGUUUUAUUUUUCUUGAGGUAAUCUUUCACUCAUGAGACUUCAAAUUUAGAACUGAACUGGUCUAGGCACUUGGGGCCAUUGAUCAGUGAAGUGGAAUGACACGGGGCAGAGAUUUUUAUGGAUUUUUUUCCGAAAGAACCUAAACUUUCACUUCAAUAGUGAAUAGCGCGCAUGGCGAAGGAAUAUUUGCUACCUUUCUCAUAUCGAAUUAUCUUUGAAGCGACCAGGACUAGAACCCACGACCUUCCCACUGCAACUGACUGAGUAAAAACGAACAACUAUUACAUUUACAUCAUUGUAUACUCGGUGAAGUUCUGAAUACGAAUUAAUUGUGAACUGUGUAUAGUAACUAUAAUAGAAAUAUUUUAUUUGCACCUGGAAAAAAUUCAAAGAAAUUUUUUUUUAUUUUUGUUUCUUUCCUCUAUACGUAGUUCUAAUA
Molecule: messenger RNA, 1188 nt
Organism: Saccostrea echinata
Lineage: Eukaryota; Metazoa; Mollusca; Bivalvia; Ostreida; Ostreidae
Exons: 5
Coding region: 21-515 (164 amino acids)
Source: RefSeq, a predicted model, not a curated record